Messenger RNA from Microplitis mediator, 968 nucleotides. RefSeq names its product derlin-2 (gene Der-2). Gene Ontology annotation, biological process: endoplasmic reticulum unfolded protein response. Lineage: Eukaryota; Metazoa; Arthropoda; Insecta; Hymenoptera; Braconidae. Gene Ontology annotation, cellular component: Hrd1p ubiquitin ligase ERAD-L complex; endoplasmic reticulum membrane. The record is from RefSeq and is a predicted model, not a curated record. Gene Ontology annotation, molecular function: misfolded protein binding; ubiquitin-specific protease binding. The coding region runs from base 203 to 922 and encodes 239 amino acids. The transcript has 6 exons.
UAACAGCAAUUUCAGUUUAUACUGAUACGUGUACAGCUGUCGCGGUACGAAUGGAUAAAAAAAUAAACGUGAUGUGGACGGAUAAAAAAAUUAGAUAACGCGACAGUGUUAAAGCAAACGUUUAUCAACGUAAUUAUUAAUAAUUAUACAUAAAUAUAUAACAUAAUAAUAUACCUGUAAUAUUAAAAAUAAAUAUAAAUCAAUGGCAUUAAGAUCACUGAGGCAGGAAUACCUGCAAAUACCAACAGUUACCCGAGCUUAUACAACUGCUUGUGUUCUUACUACACUUGCUGUGCAACUGGACUUGGUGUCACCUUUUCAACUUUACUUCAAUCCUAUUUUAAUUAUCCAUCAGUAUCAAAUAUGGCGACUUGUCACGACAUUUUUGUACUUUGGUACUGUUGGGUUCAAUUUUUUUUUCAAUAUGAUAUUUACUUAUCGCUAUUGCCGGAUGUUGGAAGAGGGUCCAUUCCGUGGAAGGACAGCUGAUUUUGUUAUGAUGUUCAUAUUUGGUGGUGUCUGUAUGAUAAUAUUUGCAUUCUUCGUUAAUUUAUUAUUUUUAGGACAUGCAUUUACACUGAUGUUAGUUUAUGUGUGGUCUAGACGGACUCCGUUUGUCAGAAUGAAUUUCUUUGGUCUACUCAACUUCCGGGCUCCAUUUUUACCGUGGGUUCUUCUGGGUUUCUCUUUACUUCUUGGAAACGUUAUCUGGGUAGAUUUAGUUGGUAUGGCUGUUGGACAUAUGUAUUAUUUUGCUGAAGAUGUUUUUCCAAAUCAAGUUGGAGGAGGUUUUAGGAUCAUUAAAACUCCGCAAAUACUUAAAAAUUUGUUCGACGAACGUCCAGAAGAUUCAGAUUACGCUCCACUUCCCGAAGACAGACCUGGAGGGUUCGCAUGGGGCCAAGAAGCUGAUGUGCAUUAAAUAAAAUACUUUGUAAAUUGAAUCCCAGCAGAAAUUAAAAAACAAU